Molecule: messenger RNA, 664 nt
Organism: Daphnia magna
Lineage: Eukaryota; Metazoa; Arthropoda; Branchiopoda; Diplostraca; Daphniidae
Product: glycine-rich cell wall structural protein 1.0
Exons: 5
Coding region: 143-511 (122 amino acids)
Source: RefSeq, a predicted model, not a curated record
GCUUCGAAACAAAGGAAGAGACGUGAGCCGCAAAUAUUUAAAGGGAGAUCGGUUUAUUUGUGAAGCUCAGUGUUACCAACAACUUCUUGAAUUCAAGACGCCCAACGUGUGGUGUUCCUAGUUUCCUUAUUAGCACACCACCAUGAACGCAAAGAUGAUGAUGAUGCUAGUCCUGGCGACGGUUUUGAUUGGAUCGUCAUAUGGUGCGCCUCAGUUCUUCGGUCGUCCUUCAGGAUUCCGACGACCGGGAUUCGGUGGAGGAGGAUACGGUGGAGGAGGAUACGGUGGAGGGGGAUUCGGAAGACCUGGUUAUGGUGGAUUCGGAGGAGCUAACAGCGCAGGUUUCGGCAACGGAUACGUUCAGAAUAAUCAAGCAGUCGGAACAGGCACCGGUAUCGCUAACGCAGGGCCAGGUGGAUUUGGCAUUGGCCUCGGUGUCGGUGCAGCUGUUGCAUCUCCGAUCGGCAAUUUUGCGAUAGGAGACGGACAGAGUGUUUCUGUUGGAAAGUAAGUUGAAAUUGCUGGCAAACUCAACUCACUAAUUUACAAUUUUUGAAAACAUUGUUUUACAAAUAUCGAAUUCACUGUAAAAAAAAAAAUAAAAAAGCUCAGGCUUUGUCUCUCGAAUAACUGUGUACAAUAAUACAACUGUAAUUCUUCUUAA